Molecule: messenger RNA, 3225 nt
Organism: Sturnus vulgaris (Common starling)
Lineage: Eukaryota; Metazoa; Chordata; Aves; Passeriformes; Sturnidae
Gene: ACOT9
Product: acyl-CoA thioesterase 9
Biological process (GO): acyl-CoA metabolic process
Cellular component (GO): mitochondrion
Molecular function (GO): fatty acyl-CoA hydrolase activity
Source: RefSeq, a predicted model, not a curated record
GUCGCUGGUGCGGGAGGACCGUGUGGCCAGGGCAGGCGCGGCCCCGCGGUGACAGCCCCGGCGAGCACCAUGCUGCCCACCCGGUUGUGCAUCAUGAGGAAGCUUCCUUCUGUUCUGGCUAGGACACUCACUUCUGGGACCAGUGCCUCCCCGGGGUUUCCUGACAUGUCUAAAGGACAGUCACCCAUUCAUGUGAAUAAUGUGCGGAGCAAAUUGAGGGAUAUAGUGGGAGCAUCUACCAACUGGAGGGAUCAUGUGCAAGCAAUGCAAGAAAGAAAAGCUCUUCAUACUUUACUGGCAAAACGACAGGAAGAUCUCCCUCCUAGGAGAAUGAAGGAUAGCUACUUGGAAGUUAUUCUACCUCUAGGAAGUCAGCCUGAAAUAAGAGAAAAGUACCUGAAUGUACACAACAGUGUGAGGUUUGGAAGGAUACUUGAAGAUCUUGACAGUUUAGGAGUUCUUAUUUGCUACACUCACACCAAGCAGGAAAUGCAGCAAAGGUCUCCUUUAUCCAUAGUUACAGCUCUGGUGGAUAAAAUCAAUUUGUGCCAGAAGAUUAUACAUCCAGAUUGUGACAUCAAAUUCACAGGCAAUGUUUCCUGGGUUGGGAAGACCUCCAUGGAAGUGAAGAUGCACAUGCUGCAGCUACAUGAUGGUGAUUACAGCCCUGUGUUAGAUGCAACCUUUGUCAUGGUGGCCCGAGACCCAGAGAAUAAACGGCCAGCAUUUGUUAAUCCACUCAUUCCUGAGAGCCCUGAGGAGGAAGAAAUCUUCAAGCAAGGGGAAUUGAACAAGUUGAAGAGGAUUGAAUUCAGCACUGCUUCCUUACUGAAAAUGGCUCCCACUGCAGAAGAAAGAAACAUUGUGCAUGACAUAUUCCUUAAUACACUGGACACAAGGACAGUGAGUUUCCGGAGUCGUAAAUUGCCACCCAAUUCAGUGUGGAUGGAAGAUGCAAAGCUAAAAGGCCUGGAGAUUUGCCAUCCUGAGGAACGGAACAUCUUUAAUAGGAUCUUUGGGGGUUUUCUCAUGAGAAAGGCAUUUGAACUAGGAUGGGCAACUGCUUGCAGCUAUGGGGGUUCCAGACCCUUUAUUGUAUCUGUUGAUGAUAUCAUGUUUCAGAAGCCAGUUGAAGUUGGAUCCUUACUACUGCUUUCUGGACAGGUCUGUUACACAGAAAAAAACUACAUCCAGAUUCGAGUACACAGUGAAGUUUACAAUGCAAAUACCAGGGAGCACCAUACUACCAACACUUUCCAUUUUACAUUUAUAUCAGAAAAUGAGGUCCCACAAGUUGUACCUAAGACAUAUGGAGAGUCCAUGUUGUAUUUAGAUGGAAAGCGACACUUUACUGCAGUCAUGAAAGAAAUCUGACAGGCACUGGGUGCUGCAGCAGCAAUGCAGCAGCAUGCUGUCUUGGCAAAAGCUGUCACCAGAGGUGCUUGUAAUACUCAAAGAAAAACCCAACAACUGCCCAAAACCAAACCAGCCAAACCCAAACUCCAUACCAAAACCUGCCUUUUCAGUACUCUUCAUGUAUUUGCAUAUAUUUGGAUUUUUUAAAUUCUUUACUACUAGAAUUUGUUGAAAUCUUUUACAUGCCAAUGCUAGGAAAAGAGACUGAAAAUAUGCAGUCUUAGGCUUUGGAUAGACUGUCUGCUUUGAGAGAUCACUUUAUAACCUUUUCUGUCCUGUCACCAUCUGCUGCCUUUCUCUUAGCAGCUCUCCUUUGUGUUUCCCUGAUAAGGGAUAGAAGUUCUGUCAGAAAAAGGUGUGCAAUAAGUAGAUAUACACGGGUGAAGCAAUUUGACCUACAUUCUUGUGUAAAUUAUGUUAAGGGUCAUAAUUCUUUUUUGAACAAGGAUGUAUGCAUCUAAGUAGCAGCAGAGGCUCAGAAGUUACCAGUGUGUGCACAGUGGAAAGCAGGUGUUUCCCAUCACUGGGGAUUUUACAAGGUUAUUGCAGCUUCUUUUUGGAUGGUUUCAUGUUCCCUUGAGAGGAGACUGAUUUUUGCAAUGAAGUGAGGUGACUAGAUGGUAUUUUCUGGCACUCUGUUUCCUUGCCAGCCUCUUCUGAUUUUUCGUUUGUUUGUUUUAAUAUAUUAACUGUGAGUUCCUUAGUGAAUUAUUGCUCAUGGCUUGGAGACUAGAGGUCUGAUUGGUGAGACUGGGUUGGACUGGGAAAUGGUAUUGUAGAACAGAACAUUUUUGUUUAUUAAGGACUGGUAACAAAAAAGGUAAAAUGCUGUCCAAAUGGUAAUGGUGAUGUUUGGUGCUGCAGUUAGGAGUCCUGAGAAUCUGUGUUGAGCAACUCCCAGGUCAGUUGCUCAAUGAUGAGAGGAUCUUUAUCCCACUGAGGGGUGGUACAGCUGUCUCCUCCUCAGCUGGAUUAUCUGUUCCCUUGGUGGACUGUAGUGCAGUAUGAGUAUUGUACAGCUCUGAAAGUUGUCAAGUUUACCUGUGAAAGGACAGAGGGAACACCAUGGUGAUCAUGCUAUGGCAAAUAAAUAACAGGAGCAGAGUACUUGAUACUGAAGUGCUUCCGAUGUAAUGGAGAAAGUUUUAAUAAUCUCCAGUUUUUGGCACAUAAAGCUCAAUUUCUUGAAAUCAGGAAGCUGAGUGGAUGGGAGGCAUCAACUUUUAGCAGUGAGAAUGUCACAAGCAUGAAAAUGGAUCUCUGGUUCGUUCACAUCAAGAUUGAUGUCCUAAUUGAUCAGGACACCCGAAGAGGAAUUGGGCUCAGGGGUUAAAUAUGAUGACUUACAAUACAUAAGAACAGAUUCUGGCUUCCCUGUGCGGUUUAAAAUCUUUUGAAAAGAGGAUGCAGGAAAUAGGAAUUAUGUCAAUCAGCACAGAUACAUGAAGCACGUUGGUAAAAUAAAGCAGCAUGUUGAGCUUUUAUUUCUAAGUAAGAAGGCCUGAAAUAGUCACAAUUUGGAGCAGUUUCCUUUGGUGCUAGGAUGGUAUGAAGUUCAUGACCCCUAGCAGCUCUUGUGAUUGAGCAUUGUAAUAACCAGCAUGUUAUACAUCAACCUUUCCUUCUUAAGAUUCAGCUGCUGUACUGGAUGAGUUAGGUGGAGGAGGCACAGGGGUGUGACCUGAUCCAGAGCAGAUUCAUGCAUUGUCCUGAUGGUAAGCUCUUGGUUCCUUCCAUAGGGUUUCUCUCUUCAGCCACACUCCAGUGCUGACUCAGCUCUAUGACAUUAAAAUCUUUUUCUUUAGGCUA